AUGUCAUCACCUUCGAGAGGACAACUCUUAGGGACUGUGAAGCUCUUCAUAGAGGCGUUCAAUGAGUUCACACCCGAAUCAGUCGUGCGAUACCGCAGUCCUACAUGCAUGCAUCGACUAGUUCCCGCCACCUUAAACUCGCCGCCACAGAGCAAUACCGAGUACGCGGGCCUCAUAGCAGCGCUAACAACCGUUAUGCCGACGUUUCAUCUCCGAAUCGUUGAUGGAGGAGAGCCAGUGGUAGACGAAGUCACUCGUAAGGUUGUAUUGCAUUUGAAGUCGAGGUCCGAUACGGCCGUUGGGCUAUAUGAGAACGAGUAUAUUUGGAUCUUGACAUUGAGCAAGGACGGUAAACUCGUGGACGAUAUUUUGGAAUUCGCGGAUAGUUUAUAUACAAGCGACCAAUUACCAAAGCUGAAGAAAGCGGUCGAGGACGCAGCUAAGAAGUGA
This is a messenger RNA of Daldinia childiae, 450 nucleotides long. RefSeq names its product putative dihydroxyacetone synthase protein. The transcript has a single exon. NCBI's taxonomy places the organism in Eukaryota, Fungi, Ascomycota, Sordariomycetes, Xylariales, Hypoxylaceae. The record is from RefSeq and is a predicted model, not a curated record. The coding region runs from base 1 to 450 and encodes 149 amino acids.